AUGUCCGCGCCGAUCACGAGUAUCUUUUCUCGCCGGGGUUGUAGUACAGCAGUGACGUCAACAUUCGUCAGGCGCAUCGCUCUAUACAACAAGCCCAGGAGUCUGAGUUAUAAUAUCCUCAACAAUAACACAAACUCGAUUACUGCACAAAACCCACCAAACAGUGUUUCUUCCUACCAUCAAUCCCAUUACCACCUAACCAAAAUGCAAUCCUAUCCCGGUUCCUGCUUCUGUCAUAAAAUCACCUAUAACCUUAACCUCUCGUCUCCAGACGACGCCCGCACGUCCCUCUGCCAUUGUCGCAGCUGCAAGAAAGCUUUCGGAACAAACUACGGUCUAACCGCCAAGGUCCCCAAGGAUGCUCUUCAGAUCACAUCUGGCACGCUGAAGGAGUAUGUGGGCGAUAAUGGGUCUGGGAGUAUGAUCCAUCGCGAGUUUUGUGGGGAUUGUGGGAGUUAUAUUUGCGAGUAUGGGGAUGCGGUCAAGAAUGAUUUUCGGUAUAUUUGUGUAGGGACAUUGGAUGAUCCGGAGGUGUUGCCGCCCAAGGGGGAGUUCUUCUGUCAGAGUAGGGUUCGUUGGAUGCCUGAGAUUCCGGAUGUUUUCCACAAAAGCAAGAUCAAGGAGUGA
Aspergillus luchuensis is the source of this 627-nucleotide messenger RNA. RefSeq names its product GFA family protein. The transcript is spliced from 4 exons. Lineage: Eukaryota; Fungi; Ascomycota; Eurotiomycetes; Eurotiales; Aspergillaceae. The coding region runs from base 1 to 627 and encodes 208 amino acids. The record is from RefSeq and is a predicted model, not a curated record. Gene Ontology annotation, molecular function: carbon-sulfur lyase activity.